AUGCGUAGUGGAACAGCGCUUAAAAGGGAAUCUUCAUCAGAUACAGCAAAAAGUAAACGAGAAAGUCGAAAAUCAAAAAAUGGUGAUGAAAAAUCAAGUAGGGACGAAAAGAAUGAUUUUUUUGCCACAUUUUCCUUGAGAACCAGACGUGAACGGAAACGUAAGAAAAAAGAAAAAGUAAUUGAAAGUAAAAGUAAACGGGAGAAACGGAAAAAUACGGCGAAGAAAUCACUGGGACCAUUGGAAAUAACAGUAAAUGAUUUCUGGAUUAUGGUAAUGCAAGAAAAAGUAGGUAAUAUUGUUAUGCUAUGCAAUAUUAUUGAAGCAGGAAAAAGUAAAUGCUUCCAAUAUUGGCCACAAGAUGUUGGCUCAUCGCUUACAUUUGGAGAUGUACAGGUGACAUGUGCUGAGGUUGACGAUAUCAAAGAUACAACUUUUAUAAUAUCAACAUUACAAGCUAAAAAUACAGAUAUCCGAUUGACUAUCAAGCACAUACGAUGGAAAGAAUGGCCUGACAAAGGUGUGCCGUCAAGUCUAUUAGCUCCAUUUCGGAUAUUGAAAAUUGUACGACAGUCAUUGCAUCGUGUUACGGUUGUUCACUGUUCAGCAGGUAUUGGUCGUACCGGCUGCAUAGUUGCUAUUGAAAUGGCCUUGCAACAGAUUCUAUCCGGAAAACCGUUAUUUCUCAUCGAUAUG
Molecule: messenger RNA, 696 nt
Organism: Acanthocheilonema viteae
Lineage: Eukaryota; Metazoa; Nematoda; Chromadorea; Rhabditida; Onchocercidae
Source: the annotation of a GenBank genome assembly